AUGGUCUUAAACCUUUCUUUCAUGGGCCUUGUAGGUACCAUUCCUCUGCAUAUCGGAAACCUUUCAUUUCUUGUGAGCCUAAGCAUCGCAAACAAUAGUUUUCAUGGCUCAAUCCCAAUUGAGUUGUCUCAUCUUACUCGGUUGAAAUUCUUUGACUUUGGAUACAAUGAAUUCAAUGGAGCAAUUCCAUCACAGAUGGGAUCGCUAACUAAACUUAGAAAAUUGUAUCUUAAUGAAAACAAUUUCAUAGGUACUAUUCCACCAUCUCUAUCUAACAUAUCUUCAUUGCAAGUUAUUGCUCUUGGAUACAAUCAACUUUCAGGCACCAUACCUUCCUCUAUCUUCAAGCUAUCUUCCUUGCAAGAAAUUUAUCUUGGAGCAAACAAGCUUUCAGGACCGAUAUCCUCCAUUUUCUUCAGCAUAUCUUCACUACAAAUCAUUGAACUUGGCAACAAUAUGCUAUAUGGUGGACUAUCUACAUAUAUGUUUGAUCAUCUUCCCAAUCUACAGUAUCUUUCUAUUUAUCGUAAUCAAUUGUCAGGUGAACUCCCGAAAAUAGAAAAUUUAACUAUGCUUACAGAGCUAUACCUUGAUGACAACAACUUUGAAGGAAGACUACCCCCAGAAAUAGGAAACUUAACCAUGCUUAUGGAGUUAUACCUUAGCUACAACAACUUUGAAGAUGAAGAAAUGGUUGCACAUGUUGCCGAUUUUGGUAUGGCUAAACUCUUAGAUGAUAGGGACUCUCUGAUGCAGACCAUGACUCUUGCUACUUUCAGGUACAUGGCACCAGAGUAUGGAUUAGAAGGAGUUGUUUCUACAAGAGGCGAUGUGUAUAGUUAUGGCAUUCUACUAAUGGAAACUUUCACAAGAAAGAGGCCUACGGAUGGCAUGUUUAUUGGAGAAAUGACCUUGAAACAUUGGGUAGAUGAAUCACUGCUCACUUCAAUACUCAAUAUUGUUGAUGCCAAUUUGUUGAGAAAUGAAAAAGAACAUACUGCCAUGGAGGACUGCAUAUCUUCAGUUAUGAGAUUGGCUUUGGAUUGUUGUGCAGAGUCACCUACACAAAGAAUUUACAUAAAAAAUGUUUCAGCAACACUGAAUAAGGUCAAAUUAAAGUUUGUACUAGAUGGUAGAAGAAGCUAA
Molecule: messenger RNA, 1146 nt
Organism: Juglans regia (Persian walnut)
Lineage: Eukaryota; Viridiplantae; Streptophyta; Magnoliopsida; Fagales; Juglandaceae
Product: probable LRR receptor-like serine/threonine-protein kinase At3g47570
Exons: 4
Coding region: 1-1146 (381 amino acids)
Biological process (GO): protein phosphorylation
Molecular function (GO): ATP binding; protein binding; protein tyrosine kinase activity
Source: RefSeq, a predicted model, not a curated record